UGCUCAUAAACAAUGUAAUUUGUAAACAGGACGUGGUGUUUGCGUUUUCUUUUCGCUUUCUGCCCACAUAAAGUGGUAUGGUUAACCAGACUUCUGAUUUAUGCAUCUCUAAGGUGACUUAGAGUGAAUCGAUUUGGAGGAAAGGGACCCAGGAUUGUAAGAGAAGCAGUCAUUGGCUGAAGCCCAGCGAGGGUGAACACUCCGUAGUUUUCGUUUUGCAUGGGCUGUUGUCCCUCACGGAUCUGCCGUCCUAAGACCAAGAUGUCUACAACAGUCAGUCAGUUUGCCAAGGAAGUAUUGCACUUUAGUUCCCAGUAUGGAACGGACGGCAACGUGUCCUACGUGGUGCCCAAUCUGGCUGGGCCGUCGACAAUCUACCCCAGUUACGGGGACAUGACAGCAGCAUGUGUGUUUCGGACGUACGGACCUUGGUGGGAGUUGGCCCCAUCCAGCCAGCCUGAGAUUGGCCGCAAUGCCAAAAAACCCUACCUCGGCCAAGACUUUGUUGACCUGUGGUAUGCCGAGAAGGUCUACCCGACUGAAGUCCGCAUCUAUGAGACGUAUCACCCAGGCGCUGUGGUGCAGAUAUUUGCGUGUGAGAUACACAGGGACCAGGCUGGUCAGAUAGUCAACAACAAUGUCAGGUGGCAGUUGUUAUGGUCAGGCAGGCCCCAGGUAUCGCUGUCCGAUCCAAGAAUCUUCUCUCCACCUCUCAGGAAAGUCCGCUUUGCAUCCAAUUUGAUUCGUUUGGUUGUCCACCAUCAGCAUUUACGGUACUACACGGAGUUGGAUGCGGUGGAGUUAGUUGGCACACUACAGGAUGACGGCACAGAUCUUGAUGCAGUCUACGCCUUGCGCAUGCAGACACUAUCCAUCAGGUCUCAAGAUGAUCUCAAUGUGUCUCCCAGUAUGGCUAUCGAUAAUGGCUGCUUUGAUAUGCUACCGGGUGAAUUAAUCCAGCUUAUCUUCUCGGAUCUGGAGUUGCUGGAUCUCUGCCGUGCUGCACCCACCUGUAAGCUAUUUAAGAAGCACUGCUAUGACAAACUUCAGUUCGUGGAGUUGGAUCUACAGCCCUACUGGCACAAAGUCAAUGAGAAUACAUUGGAUGGUCUAGCAGAGCGAUGUCAACAUCUACAGAAGCUAAGCCUGGCCUGGUGUGGGGACUGGGGCAGCCUCUCUACAGAAUCCUUCUCCAGCUUCAUUUUAGAAUGUGGUGCUGAAUUGAGAUGUUUGCGACUGUCAGCCUGUGCCUUCCUGACACCCAAUAACAUCAGUGUUAUAGCCUCAAAGUGUCCCAAGUUGGAAGAGCUGGAUCUGUCGUCAGUACGUGUUAAAUUGGACAGUGAUGCCUUCAACCCUUUAACAACACUGAGCAACUUGACACGGCUGAACCUGUACCGCACAAGGAUAACGGAGACAGUGGUCAUCAACAUCAUAAGAAAUUCACCCAAACUGGAGCAUUUGAAUCUAGGAGCAAUACAGACAAUACAAAGCUUUGACAAUGUGGUAGCUGAACUGGUUAAGUGCAAAUACCUACUAAGCUUGAAUCUAUGGCGUGCAAGGUCCCUGACGAUUACAGGCCUCGGUGCUCUAUCAGAAGGAUGCAAGAAUCUACAGGAGAUUGACUUGGGAUGGUGUGUCCAGUUGAGAGGCACUCAGUUUUCGUCGAGUUUUGUGAGUUUUGUGCAGUCCUGCAGGAAGUUACGGAAGCUGUUUCUAACUGCAGUCAGGAGCGUUUCCAAUAACGACAUGAACGCCAUUGCUGCCUACUUACCAGACUUGGAACAACUGGACGUCCUUGGUACGUUAUCGGUGUCUACAGAUGGUGUGCAGAGAAUACUGGAAAGCUGCCCAAAGAUGCGUUUCUGUGACCUGUCGUUCUGCAACAGCAUGUCCGAUAUGGAAAUCAUCGUGUUAAGGGCAGCCUACCCAAAGGUCACUAUACAGAGGAGCUUUGUCACCUCUUGACCUCUGCCCUCUGACCUGUCAGCAUCACGUCAUCAAUGUGUCAAGCUGGAGGACUGAUCUGGCAGAUCGAAGGUGGAAUGCUGGGUCUUGAUGAUACGGAUGCUCUGUAAGUAGACCAGCAUCAGGAAUCGGUGUCAGAAGCGGGAUGUCAGCUAAUCAAGACACAGGAUUUUGUCUAGAGCACCAAUCAAAUAUUUUGAUCCUCCGGUGCUCUGUAAGUAGUAAGCAGUCAAGACUUGUGAUGAGAAUUGUAUCACGACAGGGUUUGUCUCUCUGUUCACUAUGCAAAGUACUGAUGAAAUCCAUGUAUUUUAGGAUUUGGUUUUUAGUUCAGGUCUUAUGGAGUAUCAUUUUUAACUUUGAAGUUUUCUCAGGGCCUUUAAAAAAAUAUACUAACAGCUGUAGGUAUUAAAGUACUUUCCAAAACCUCACCGCACUAAACAUAGUUCUUACAUUAGAUUUGCAGUGGAAUCCUUGUCCUAAUUCAGGCAUCAAUAGCCAAACAUUUGAGUUCCAGUUGAAUCCAGAGCUGGGUAAAUCAAAAACCAGUUGAGGCAAGACAUGCAUGAAAUGACAUUGAACAUUCAACCAAUUUGUGGACCUCAAUUAGAGCCACUACUGUGCGUGGAGAUACCGACACACUCAUUGCCCCUCUGACCAAAAGGGUUGCACCUCAACUCGCAACAUGUGGAUGUGCAUGGUACCACAUCAGCGAUGGCAUCUAAUUGUGUUUUAAGGAAAAGUGAAGCAUUGGUUUCUAGUGAUGAUUUUUUCUUCCUGCUCUUGAUUCUUGCAGCGGCUUGAGCCUUAGACUUACAAGCCAGACGAGGCACUUUUGUUUAUUUGAGCUCAUUCAGGAAGCAACAAAAAAAAAAACUUGCCUCACCAUCAUCUUGUAAAUGUUGUCAGUCAGCUUGGUCUACUGUUCCUUCUUAUUGGCCGUCUUAGAAUUUUGCGUCUUGUCAGGUCAUAAGAUGUAGUCAACCUGUUUAGCAGCUUGGCGUUCGAGGAAAAUAACCCUCCACAAAGGGUCAGUAAUAGUAGCCUUUGAAAUCGAUGACAAAUUUCAACCCUCAUGCUAUGAUUGG
Patiria miniata (bat star) is the source of this 3056-nucleotide messenger RNA. It is a transcript of the gene fbxl4, whose product is annotated as F-box/LRR-repeat protein 4-like. Lineage: Eukaryota; Metazoa; Echinodermata; Asteroidea; Valvatida; Asterinidae. The record is from RefSeq and is a predicted model, not a curated record. The transcript has 16 exons. Gene Ontology annotation, cellular component: SCF ubiquitin ligase complex. Gene Ontology annotation, molecular function: protein binding. Gene Ontology annotation, biological process: SCF-dependent proteasomal ubiquitin-dependent protein catabolic process. The coding region runs from base 220 to 1968 and encodes 582 amino acids.